UUUUGAUAUACAUAUGGCCAUGGGAUGGAAGUGGCGUGCGGCGAUGUGAGAAACUCUCGCGGAGAGGAUGGCAGAUGACUCCGGGGAGGAUAUUUCCGGGACUGAGGCCCAAGCGGUUCCGGUUCCCGUGCACAGCAGCCGUCCCGCCUCGCCCCCCGACGCCACCUCCGUCACCGCCGCGGAGACCGCGGAGCUUCCGGCGGAGGUUCCGGCGCCCGACGGCGACGCGGGGAUUGCGACGGCCGAUGGCGAGGGGCUGGCGCUGGAGACACAGGAGCGAAGGAAGGCUCCGGAAGGACUUGUUUGGGUGGUGAUGCACAACUCCAAAGCCUUGGGCCGUUUCCAACAUGUCAAGGUGCUGGUGCCCAAAGAGCUGACCCUCACAGAGCUCCGUCACUUUCUCUGUGGCAAAGUAGGUUGUCCCUUCAAAGAGCUCCACAUCGAGAUUGAAGGGAAACCUAUGUGGGCCGGGCGAGAGAUGCCAUUGAUUGAAGUGGAAGAUCGAGAUUAUCGCAUCAGAUGGUGCGCAACGACGGACGGAAAGAAACACACGACGGGGAUCUCUUGGUGGCGUCGCGGGCGAAGGGUGAACCGAGUCGCCAAACUGAUGCAAAGCAAACAGAUCGGUGGAAUCAAUGCCGUCAGCUGGGAGCAGGGACGUACAGUGCUUCACUUCAUCGCGUUGAACGGUGACACGGACUUGUUCCGGGAGGCGGUCAGCGACCCCAAAGCGGAUGAGGACUUGAUCAACGUCCGGGACAAGUUGGGCGAUACGGCCCUCACCAUAGCUGCCAUUACAGGCUAUGUGGACAUUUUGGCCACGUGCCUUGAGAAAGAGGCUGACGUUGAGGCAAAGAACCUCAAGGGCCGAACGGCGUUACUCCUGGCGGCGGAGCAUGGACAUUCCGAUGCCGUGCAGAUGCUUCUGGUGGCCAAUGCAGAACUGGACCCAGGGAAGGGAACCACCUGUCCCAGUGCCAUGUAUUUGGCCGAGCUGAAUCAGCGUGACGGCGUGGUGAAAACCAUCGUGCAGCACCUCCAAGACAUGGCUGGAGAUGAUGAGUUUUAGCUGCGAAAGCAUCGGUGCAGCAGUGGGAGGAUAUCUACGGCCGUUGUGCUUGAUCUUUUUUGCCUAGAUCAUGUGUCGCUUAAG
Molecule: messenger RNA, 1153 nt
Organism: Cladocopium goreaui
Lineage: Eukaryota; Dinophyceae; Suessiales; Symbiodiniaceae
Source: the annotation of a GenBank genome assembly